GUCACCCACGGCCACCACAUUCGCUUGUCCUCUGCUCCGUUUCAACUCGUCGCUACUACCAGCCCCAGUGGUGCGCUCUCUCUCUUGCCACCACUAGCUGCCCUAUAGCUUCGCCUACUCUCCUUCAUCCAGUCGUUCGUUGCCCACCAUUGCUUCCCCGCUGGCUGGCCAGGACCCUGCCUCCCUUUUCGCAGUCCUUUCAAGGCGCCACUCAUUCGCCUUAACACCCUGACAAUACCGCUAAACAGCCCCCCUCUUCCCACCUUUCUCGUGACACUAUGUGCUCCGGUGGAACAUGGAAGCGUGAGGUCGUCCCCGACCACAAGUUUGACUUCGUCGAUACUCGAGAGUUUACGGACAACAGCUUUGGCAUGCGCUUCAAGUAUGUAUCUAUGGCUCUACAUAAUUAUUCUCAAAGAUUUCCUUGUCUAUGUCUCCGAUAUCUUCACCGCAGUUACCAUGUUGUCCUCUGACGCGUGGUCCAAUGCCAUCUUCCAGAGUUGUCCGCCUGACCAGGCCAACGGAUGUGUCUAUAUUCCCUUCAAAAUUGGAAAAUGGCUGUUCUUUGGCUGUAUUUGCUUCUCCUUCCUGCUACUCGCCUACGAGGGUUACAAGGCGAAGAAGAUCAUUGCGAGUCGAGACAUCUCGUACGCCUUCACAAAUGUAAUGGCUAACAAUUAUUAUUCCCUCAGAUCUUACGAUCAUUUCUGCUUCUUCAGCCACAUCUCGAAUUCGACAAAGCGGAUGGACGAUUUUGCUUUCUUCGUCUUCUUCACAUUUAAGAGUUGGAAACGGUUGUUGCUUGCUGAUGGUCCUCGUCAGUCAAUCAACGCGCUGACGUUGUAUGGGUUCUAUCUCUCGAAAGAGGACAAAGGCGCUUGGUAUGACAUCUCAAAGUACUUCGAGCAUGACGAUCUUGUCACAAACGCCCUUACCGUUUCCACCGCAUUCACUGUUCUCGUCUUCGCCGGUUCUCUCCUGCUGCUCGUCGCGGCUGCUCUCUGCUAUGUUCCGCUUCUGUGCCAUAUUCGUGGUAACCUCAAGGAGUACUGUUGCCACAAAGUUGACAAGCGUAUCACGGAAAUCAUCAAGCGCAGGAACAAGCAAAGACUUGCAAAGGCUGCUGCUCUUGCCAAGAAAGAAGCUGCCGGCGACUUCUCGCACCUGAAGAACAAAAAGGGUGAAAUGGCACAACCUUUGCCCCAACCAACUCUUCCAAACGUCUCCAUUGAGGAUGAGUUCGACGAUACAUCGUCGAUGCGCACCAGGGGACCUCCACCCAGCACUUACACAGCUCAGAGUGACUAUUACUACGGUGAUCGCAAAGACUAUCCUGCCAGCGAUUAUCCUCCCAUGCCCGCAUACAAUCAGCCUUACGGUAUUAACUAUCCUCAAGGCUACAACAACCAGUUUAACCCAUCCAUGGGGACUCUACCCGAUGAGCCAACGCUUUACGAUGAUGACUAUGGUAGCACAGCGCACCUUGCACUCGCUGCGGCUCCCUAUGCCGGAGACGACACUGGCGCAUAUCAGAAUCACCACGGAUACUCUAAUCGACAACAUUCAGCCUACCCAUCGCAAGCGGCACCGUCGCGUAACCAGGCAUUUGCAGCUGACAGCCAAAUUGCCUAUGACGAUGCGCCAGCGUAUCCUGCUAACCCGCAGCAACGACCACAUGCGAAUGAUCCUUAUGGAUACCAGCAUGGUCCACAACGGCGGAGUGACACAAGUGAUGGGUAUGACUAUGGUGCAGGGCAUACGCAUGCGAUGUAGUCUCUCGUUACAGACUUUCCCUUCUUUGUGCAUAUUACUGUCGUCUCUCAUCUUCGCCUCACGCAUUUCCAUCUUAUUCCUUUUUCACCGUACUGCAGAGCAAUCCUUUAUUUUUGGCGCAUCAGUAGAAUCGCUUGUAUACAUAGCUUCCCUUCCUCGGACAGAAUGCGGGACUCGGGUUCAACGUAUCAUUGGACGAUCAUGAUGACCGGUAAAAGUAUACGGUACUUUAUAUAUACUUUACUAUGUACUUGAGCUCGCAACCUGGACACGGGCCCUGCGCCGUUCUUCCCUCUCGACUUCGGCUUUCUGGGCACGCCAGGCAGGGCCUCGUUGAGCUUUGGGAUUUGGGAGAGUAGGUUUUCGUAGCGGUCCAAUGCGAUUCCAUGGCCAGACGAUGAAUGUCAACUUCGAAUCAAUGAGAGCUAGUGGGAUCUGGAUAGAGAUCUUCAAACAAGGCUAUUGUGGGUAGUUGUACUUGAACAUACUGGACCGAAGUGAUUACUGUCUUCUGACUUGAACGGCUCGUCGCCUUCCACCCACGCGUACCCCUCUGGGAUUUUGACUUCGGGAUCUGGGUAUGGUGGUAAAGUCUUGACCUAAUAAACGCAGAUCAUUGUCUACAAAAUUGAGAUAUUGGAGACGUAAUUCUUGUGCACCUUGUCUCCUUGCAGUGCAACGAUUCGUUUAACAAGAAGCUUCGAAUCAUAUGGUGAUCUGUAAAUAAUACAGUAGUUCAGCGAUUAUGGAACAUAUUAGUUCAACCGUG
Molecule: messenger RNA, 2542 nt
Organism: Somion occarium
Lineage: Eukaryota; Fungi; Basidiomycota; Agaricomycetes; Polyporales; Cerrenaceae
Source: the annotation of a GenBank genome assembly